CGCGCGAAGCUAGAGGCAGCGAAGAGGAUGCGUGCGUCUCCGGUGGACUUGAUUGCUUGCUUGGGAAUGUUUUUAACGUGGUUGGAUUUCCUACUCUUGAACAAAUAAUUGUUUCCCAAGAUCACACCUACUGAAUUGAAUGGUUAUGAGUCCCGAGAAUGUUCAGGGAAUUGUUGGAAAUUCUGGAAAAAAAAUGUUGUUUUGCAGGUUUGAUCGCGACCAGAGAGGAAGAUAGUAUCAGCUUGCUCUAAUUAUAACGCUGUUGCUUUAGGUUACAUAUUCAGUAUAGGCUACUUCUGUCAACUGGAAUACCCAAAGGAACAAGGUGGAAUAGUUUUUCUUCGUCCUAUUUCUGUUCUGCAACCCACAGAAGCCCUGCUGUAGUAGGCCUAUGUGUUUCAAGCAAUGAAACAGAAGUGUAUAAUUUUUUGACAGUCAAAUGUCAUAGUCAAAACGUACUGGACUGAGACGAUUCUCCUGGACUUUUUCUUUACUGCCAAUAACGUUGGAAUGAGUCAACCUGCCCUCAGGGCAAUUAAUACGAUUUGGUGAGUGAGAUUGCCUAGCAGCGAUGUCUCGACUGUACUACAGGAGGACAGACAACUCCUCCUACAGGGACCGGAUCGCUCUGAGGAUUGUCAGGGCCGAGUCUGAACUGUCUGUCCUGGAGAAGAACUACCUGGGAGCAGUGGAGAAAGGAGACUACGCCUCAGUCAAACAGGCUCUAGAGGAGGCAGAGAUCUACUUCCGGAUCAACAUUAACUGUAUAGACCCGUUGGGCCGCACAGCUCUGCUGAUCGCUAUUGAGAAUGAGAACCUGGAGAUUAUAGAGCUGCUGCUCAGCUUUAACGUGUACGUCGGUGACGCUCUGCUACACGCCAUCCGUAAAGAGGUGGUGGGGGCCGUGGAAAUGCUGCUCAACCACAAGAAGCCCAGCGGGGAGAAACAGGUUCCUCCCAUCCUAUUGGACAAGCAGUUCUCUAACUUUACUCCUGACAUCACACCCAUCAUCCUGGCAGCACACACCAACAACUAUGAGAUCAUCAAACUGCUGGUGCAGAAGGGGGUGUCCAUGCCCCAGCCACAUGAGGUGCGCUGUAACUGCAUGGAGUGCGUGUCCAGCUCUGAUGUGGAUAGUCUUCGACACUCCCGCUCACGUCUCAACAUCUACAAGGCCCUGGCCAGCCCAUCACUCCUGGCCCUCUCCAGUGAAGACCCUUUCCUCACAGCCUUCCAGCUCUCCUGGGAACUACAGGAACUCAGCAAGGUAGAGAAUGAGUUUAAGUCGGAGUAUGAGGAGUUAUCUCAGCAGUGUAAACAGUUUGCCAAGGACCUGUUGGACCAAACCAGAAGUUCCAGAGAACUAGAGCUGAUCCUGAACUACAGAGAUGACAUCAACCCUCUACUGGAUGAGAACACCAACGAUCUGGCCAGACUCAAACUGGCUAUCAAAUACACACAGAAAGAGUUUGUAGCCCAGCCUAACUGUCAGCAGCUGCUUGCGUCUCGUUGGUACGAUGAGUUCCCUGGGUGGAGGCGUCGUCACUGGGCAGGGAAGUUCCUAACCUGUGUCUUCAUCGGCCUCCUCUUCCCCCUCUUAUCCCUCUGCUACCUGGUCUCUCCUAAGAGCCGCUAUGGACACUUCAUCAGGAAGCCCUUCAUCAAGUUUAUCUGCCACACAACGUCGUAUCUCACCUUCCUGUUCCUCCUGCUGCUGGCCUCCCAGCACAUCGUCUCUACAGACCCUAACAGACAGGGGCCGCCUCCUACUGUGGUGGAAUGGAUGAUACUACCCUGGGUACUGGGCUUCAUCUGGACAGAGAUUAAACAGAUGUGGGAUGGAGGGUUCCAGGACUACAUCCAUGACUGGUGGAACCUCAUGGACUUUGUUAUGAACUCUCUGUACCUGGCUACCAUCUCUUUGAAGUUCGUUGCCUAUGUCAAGUACAGUGGCUUCAGGGCCAGGAACGAAUGGCAGAUGUGGCAUCCUACCCUGGUAGCAGAGGCUGUGUUUGCCAUCGCUAACAUCUUCAGCUCCAUCCGCCUCAUCUCUCUGUUUACAGCUAACUCCCACCUGGGACCUCUACAGAUCUCUCUGGGCAGGAUGCUGCUGGACAUCCUUAAGUUCCUGUUUAUCUACUGCCUGGUGCUCCUGGCCUUCGCUAACGGGCUCAACCAGCUCUACUUCUACUACGAGACAGACGAGGGACUGAAGGGAUGCAAGGGCAUCCGCUGCGCAACACAGAACAAUGCUUUCUCAACGUUGUUUGAGACGCUCCAGUCUUUGUUCUGGUCUAUCUUUGGGUUGAUCAGUCUGUAUGUGACCAACGUGGAGGCAGACCACCAGUUCACAGAGUUUGUAGGGGACAUGUUUGGAACCUAUAAUGUCAUCUCUCUGGUGGUUCUACUCAACAUGCUGAUCGCCAUGAUGAACAACUCCUACCAACACAUCGCUGAUCAUGCAGACAUUGAGUGGAAGUUUGCAAGAACCAAGUUGUGGAUGAGUUACUUUGAAGAGGGGGGGACUCUGCCUUCUCCAUUCAACAUCAUCCCGAGCCCCAAGUCAAUCUGGUACUUCAUCUGCUGGAUCAGGAAACACAUCUUCAAGAUCACCAGGGCCAAGAAAACAGAAACAUUUGGAACCAUAGGGAGACGGGCUGCCUUAAACGUAAGAACAAACCACCAGUAUCAGGAGGUUUUGAGGAACCUGGUGAAGAGAUAUGUAGCAGCCAUGAUCAGAGAUGCCAAGACAGAGGAAGGACUGACUGAGGAGAACUUUAAGGAGCUGAAGCAGGACAUCUCCAGCUUUAGGUAUGAGGUCCUGGGGAUGAUGAAGGGGAAGGUGGGGCCCGGGGGUGGGGGCGGGGCUCUAGCAGAAAGUAAACCCAGUGAAGAGGCAGGGGCCUCCAUUCUGGUCUACCCUGACCACUCCUUCAAGUACUCCUCCAAGAUCUCCCCAGCCACGCCUAAGACCAACAUGUUUCCCGACACCACAUCCAUACUCCAGCAGAGGGCAGCCCUCUCCUCCACCUCCUCCACAUCCCCUUCCACCUCUCAGGGCUUGAACCGACUGGUCAAUGGCUCUGUGGUACCCUCUUGGGCCUCCACUGACACCUCCUCCAACCCCACCUCCUCCACUCCCAUCUCCUCUUCCUCCUCCACUCCCAUCUCCUCUUCCUCCUCCACUCCCAUCCAUUCCUCCACCAAAGACAGGCUGGCCAGGAAAGACUUUCCCAAAGACAUCUGUGACUUUGGGCUCUACUCUGUGUCUGAGGAGAUGGGAGAAGUUGACCUGGAGGAGCUGGACUGUGAUGGAGAGAAGGAGGAGCAGGGUGGAGCGAGGGAGAGGACGUGUACAGAGAACGAAGAAAACAAAGAGAGGGGAGAGUGAAGAGAGAAGGAGGAGCAGGGUGGAGCGAGGGAGAAGACGUGUACAGAGAAGGAAGAAAACGAAGAGAGGGGAGAGUGAAGAGAGAAGGAGGAGCAGGGUGGAGUGAGGGAGAGGACGUGUACAGAGAAGGAAGAAAACGAAGAGAGGGGAGAGUGAAGAGAGAGAGUCCACGUUAAAACAGACUGUUGAGGAUGAAACGUAGAAGGACUUAUUUUAAUGUAUCAUUAUGAUGCGUCUUCAUGGAGGCCUGUGUAGUAGCUCGCCUUGCUUCUCCAGAACCAAUUCAGCUCUCAGACUAAUAUAUUCUGGUCUAUAAGACAGAAUGUAUAAGCUGGAAAACAGGAGACAAGAAGUCUGUUUCUUGGUCUGUGUCCCAAAUAGCACCCUAUUCUCUAUAUAGUGCACUGCAUUUGACCAGGGGACAAAAGGGCUCUGGCCAAAAGUUGCGCACUGUGUAGGGAAUAGGAUGUCAUGUGGAACAAGCAGAUAAGACGUCAUUCUCCGAUUAGGAUUUCUGGAAAACCUGGGAAUUUGGGGAAAGUUACUGGAGUUUUGCCAACCUAUACUGUACGUGAUAGAACUAUCAGUAUUUUAUUCACAGACCCUGUCUCUGCUGCUUCUCCCAGUCAGCCCCCUGCUAUUUGCAAAACAAUCCUUUGCCAUAAUGUAUAAUGGAAAACGCUAAUAAAUCUUGCAGGUAGAUCUAUACAAUGUCACACAUUGGCAAAUUAUUCAAAACUAGUUGGAUGAUGCUGUCUAGUCUAUUAUCUCGGGUGUUUCCCAAAAGGCACCUUAUUCCCUAUAUAGUGCACUACUUUUGACCAGAGCCCUAUGGGGCAACACCUGGAGAAGUAUGCAGGUGUUCGCAGGGCUACUCCUGAUGCUCGCAGGGCUACUCCUGAUGCUUGCAGCGCUACUCCUGCCCCCCUCCAACCAAGCCUUCACAUGCCCUGUCUGCCACUGCAGCUGGAAAUCCAGGAUUGGGCUCCACUACCACCAGAAGACCAGAAGUAGGGCCUACGGAAGAUUGGUUUUCUAUGCAUGCGAGUAAGACCUUUAGAAGCAACGUUUUCUUUCAAGUGAAAUCCCACAAGAGAUGCUAUACUGUACAUGUAGGGGAGAGUGGGGUAAGUUGAGCCCCCCUUGUUUCUAGGGAACCAUACACCAAAUUAAUAAAAAUGAAAGUACAUCCUAGUAGUUGUGUUGGCUAAUAUGUCAAAAUGUUUGCCUUGGUGUAGGUUGAGCCAAUGGCCAUGGGGUAAGUUGAGCCAAUGGCAAGUUGAGCAAAUUGAAAUGUUUUCUUCCCAGGCCUAUUGCAAGGCAUUAUCGCGGGGAUAGGAGGUAACAACAGAGACUGGCCUAUGUUAAUAGUGCUUUAAAAUGUACAUCGUUUUUUAGGUGUUAAGCCUGUGUUAAAAGAUGCUUAAACUUAUUUAAAGACAAAACAAUUAUUUGAAUUGUGUUAAAGAUAGACAUGGUUUUAAAAAGUUAGUGGUAAUAUUUCAUUCAGUACAGAAAUGUGAAGGCGGCUUAACUUACCCUGUCCCAUGGUUAAACUUACCCCAUACUCUGAGUAAGUUGUGCCAAGAGACAACUUUUUUUGGACAAGCUAUGUUUUUAAAACUGUAAUGUUUACUGGAAUUCUGAUUAUUUCCAGGGAUACACAACAUCCUGAAAUAUAUGUAGAUAUCUUUGUUAGAAAUAAUACUAUAUUUCCCUUGACGGAGUGAUACUGAAUGUAAAAAAUGGCUCAACUUACCCCACUCUCCCCUACAACUGAACGUUGACAUGGCUUAGCUUGUGAAAUCCAAUUCCUUAGCAGUUAGCUUUUGUGAGGAAUUCCCCACGUUCUUACCAUAUGAUGCUAUACUCAGUACUGACAUUAACACUGCACACUAACUCAGCUUCCAGCAUC
Oncorhynchus kisutch (coho salmon) is the source of this 5306-nucleotide messenger RNA. Its product is annotated as short transient receptor potential channel 4-like. Gene Ontology annotation, biological process: calcium ion transmembrane transport; regulation of cytosolic calcium ion concentration. Gene Ontology annotation, cellular component: plasma membrane; cation channel complex. The record is from RefSeq and is a predicted model, not a curated record. Lineage: Eukaryota; Metazoa; Chordata; Actinopteri; Salmoniformes; Salmonidae. Gene Ontology annotation, molecular function: inositol 1,4,5 trisphosphate binding; protein binding; store-operated calcium channel activity.